Messenger RNA from Notothenia coriiceps (black rockcod), 1048 nucleotides. RefSeq names its product growth arrest-specific protein 7-like. Gene Ontology annotation, cellular component: clathrin-coated vesicle; plasma membrane; cytoplasm. NCBI's taxonomy places the organism in Eukaryota, Metazoa, Chordata, Actinopteri, Perciformes, Nototheniidae. The annotation marks the transcript as partial. Gene Ontology annotation, biological process: neuron projection morphogenesis; clathrin-dependent endocytosis; clathrin coat assembly. The transcript is spliced from 4 exons. The record is from RefSeq and is a predicted model, not a curated record.
CGUAGAGCUUUGGCAGACCGGCAGAAAGAUCUGGAGGUGAAGACCCAGCAGUUGGAGAUUAAAAUCAGCAACAAGACGGAGGAGGACAUCAAGAAGGCUCGGCGGAAAUCUACACAAGCAGGAGACGACCUGAUGCGCUGCGUGGAUCUCUACAACCAAACCCAGUGCAAGUGGUUUGAGGAAAUGGUCACCACCAGCAUGGAGCUGGAGAAGCUGGAGGUGGAGCGGAUCGAGUGGAUCCAGCAGCAUUUACGCCAGUACACCACUCUGAGGCAUGAGACGGACAUGUUCAACCAGAGUACGGUGGAGCCGGUGGACAAGCUGCUGCAGAACGUGGACCCCGGCAGAGACAGAGAGCUGUGGGUGAAGGAGAACAACACCGGAGAAGUCCGACCCGUGGAUAUGGACAUAUAAACCAUCCUGAGCUUCAGUAUUUUAACACUUCUGAUAACACUGAUCCAGGGACAGUGCAUGUGCAGACUACUGAGGUCUGCUCAUCCUCUCUGUGACGAGAAUAACAGGAGGAAGGUUUAUCGCAGGCAGGUAACGCCACUGGGUCAAAGUGCCGGCAUGUUCCUUCUAAAUUGUAACCCUCCCAUAAUCAACAUUAGCUUAUUGAAUGCCAUUUAACAUAUUCUGCUGUUUACCUGUUGUUAAGUGGAUACUAUAAAAAAAAAAUGAUAUGUAUUUUAAAUCGUUCAGUUUAGCUUCAAUCUAUAUUUUUCACAGUUCGAGUAAACCAAACUUUAAAAAAAAAAAAAAGUCUGAUUAUCGAUAUUAACUUUAUUUUAGAUACGGAUCUUGAAGCACAUUGAGAUCUUGGACUGAAUAUGAUAUAUUUUCAUAUUUUGCUGGUUCAUUUUGGUGGAAAUGCAUGUUUUGAAUAUCUUGCUUUUUCUGUAUAUGGAGAGCUGCACAAUUUGUUGAACCAUGAUGGUAGUUUUUUGGUAUAGUUCAUUGAAUUAACGCAAGGUAUUCUGCAUCUUGUACAUUUAGGAGCUUUCUCCCACACAAAAAAACAAGACUUUUACGUGUACAGCGUUAAUAU